AUGAAUCUCUUCAACUUCUUGGUCGCUGGCUCGGUCUUCUUGGUUUUAUUGCUUCGGACUUGCAUUGUGUCCGCGGAUGUCAUCCUCUAUAAUUGGUGUCCAUUCCCUGUGUAUGCCUGGUCAAUCAUUGGACCGGCUGUUAGUGAGCGUUUCACCGUUUCCAAAUUGUCAGAGCAACGAUUCCCAACAUCAACACAACCAUCGGUAAACAUCAAAAUGACAAUCGACCCGGAUCUUGGAAAAGUUGGAACUGGCCAGUUACAAUUCGAGUACACGGUGGACAAUAAGGCCACGUUCCGGACCUAUUGGGACUUGAGCAUGAUCGAUGGCUACAUCGUCCAGCAACCACCUCCUACAGUAAUCCCAAGUCCAAUCCCGAACAAACCAGGAAACAUAUUCUAUGGGCACCAUGUAACGGUCACACCGAGAGGGAACGUCGAAGCCGGGAACUCACUCUCGAAAUGCAGACAGGUCUCGACUCCUGACAACAAAGGAUUUAAUGACAAGCCUGAUAAUGUGUAUUGGACGCCCUAUGAUGACCAAACCUCCAUGCAUGACUGCCCUGUAGGCUUUGGAGACUUUCUGAUAGACCUCUGUGGAUUUGUGAGACCUUUUCCGGCCUGA
Hyaloscypha bicolor E is the source of this 624-nucleotide messenger RNA. RefSeq lists its product as uncharacterized. Lineage: Eukaryota; Fungi; Ascomycota; Leotiomycetes; Helotiales; Hyaloscyphaceae. The transcript has 3 exons. The record is from RefSeq and is a predicted model, not a curated record. Bases 1 to 624 code for a protein of 207 amino acids.